This is a messenger RNA of Planococcus citri (citrus mealybug), 2707 nucleotides long. RefSeq lists its product as uncharacterized. The transcript is spliced from 2 exons. NCBI's taxonomy places the organism in Eukaryota, Metazoa, Arthropoda, Insecta, Hemiptera, Pseudococcidae. Bases 437 to 2449 code for a protein of 670 amino acids. The record is from RefSeq and is a predicted model, not a curated record.
AAUUUUGAAGACUUUGUAAACUUUGCAUUAAUUUUUACCAAACACACUUUUACCUGUAUACCCUGUACUGUAUGACAUGACAUGACUGUACAUGUUGACAAGUACACUAAACUGUGAUGUUCCUAACCUAACCUACCAUUCCACUGAUAAAGAAAGAAAUGUUUUGGGGUUUCGUUUUCAUUUUUAUUUUUUAUCAAGAUGUUACCUUCGUCAUUCGUGUAAAAUAUUCGUUGAAACAAAAGUGAUUCUGAGAAUUGUUCUGUAAUUAUUUCGUUUUCUAAGUUUAAAAAUAUUUUCAUAUUUACCAAUAACGCAAUAACUCUAGUGUUCGUUGAUAAUCUCACCUAAGGCUCUGACUUUCUAGCGUAAUUUUGAAUAAUUUUGAUCAUUUUCCAUUCGAUAUCAUUUGCAUAAUAUACUGAGUCAAGGAUAGAAAAUGGCCCAAACCACCGCUCCCGUUUACGACCUUACUUGUCCAAGUCCUGUGACACUGAAAGAAAUUUCAGCUAUCGCACUCGUUGCGGAAUUAUGGCGUGAAGAAAUCGUAACUUGGGAUUCAUGUAAGUUGAAAGAUGAUAUUGCGCUGAAAAAGAUGAUCCCCAAUGUUCCAUCGCUAAUUUACAAUUUAGUGCUCGAAUACAGCUACAAGUUCAAAUUAUCAAUUAAAAUUUUUUUUCGUUCAAAGUUAGAUCACGGCAUCUGGAUUGGUUCAUUUUUUGAUUUUCACAGUAAAUCGUGCAGUAAAUACUUUGGGUCUGUGGACAGUUUUAAUGAUUUUGUAUGGGACCAGAAUGGUGCUUUGCAUUAUGUUAGAACGGUCAAACAAAUGAUCCGGUGCGAUCAACUCACUGAUUUGGAAAAAUUUGUACUUGCGUACAAAUUUUGUAUAGAAGAUGACAUUAGACGAAUUUGGCCUUUAGUCCGCUGCCGCCUCCAUUUGACUCAAAUAAGGUUCGAUGAAAGGCCACUACUGUUCUACUGGAUAUGCUUGCUUAGUAACGAACUACACAAUCUACCGAAUCCUCACGAUGUACCAAUCGAUGAGUUGAUGCUUAAUAAUUGCAGUGAUGGAUGCUUUUAUUCUUUCGAGUACUUUUGGAAUCGUACACCCUACGAAAGGCGAUCAAAAGCAACCAUCUGGAUGUCUCUGAAAGAUCCCGGUUCAUUCGCAAAAUUUAUAUUACAAAGAUUGAACGAUUUCGAACUAAACGCAUUUCUCGCUGAAAGAGGUGUUGAUUUCAUGAUUUCUUUGGUCCUAAAUGAGGAAAUAUACCACGUUUUUCCUGCUUGGAUAUACAUUAGAAACAAAAUGAACAAAAGUCAGUUCGUCCGAUUUAUCGAGAUACUGCUGGAAAAAGAGACUUCUCGCUUCACAGUUCAUAAACGAUUGAAAUCCAUGGAUAUAAUUAAUAUAUUCUGUGAAAUAUGGAAAAAUUCUCCCGAUAAUUUGAAACGAUGCGCAUUGAUUAACGAUGUGUUAUCGAAUGAAGAAUUGUUCAUCAGAAAAGAGCGAGGUCCAUCUGAACCUAGAGAAAUGAGAAUCCUAAUCACAAUUCUGUUGGAUGCAAGUUUUGAACAAAGGCACAAAUUUUGGUGCAAGAAUUGGCGUAAUUUGAUUAAUGGUGCUCGUGUCGAAGAUCUACUGCGAGUAAUGAAGUUAUGUUUCCGGGGCGAAAGUGAUAUAAGCUCAUUUAAAAAGCAAUAUAUGUCUGAAUACGAAAAUAUCGGCCCAUAUUGCAUCGAGUUGCUACACAAGGGAUGUUUCGAGGAAUUGUGCAAGUUUUUGUUUUUUUGUUGUUCGGAUGAGCAAAAAGUAAGGGAGCUGAAACAGCAACUGUUGAGAUCAAACUUUCUCGGUGAAAAUUCUAUUCUUUGUAACAAGUUGAUUUCCUGUAAAUAUACUGAGUUGAAUGCGUUCGUCGAAGAUGCUUUCGAGGACGUCGAUCUUCGAAUUGAAUUCAAAAAUCAAUUGGUUUCAUUUAUUCGCGAUGGGAGCUUCGAUUGCGUAAUGCAAUUCUGUGAAAUAUUUGCACCGGAAGAACCAGUUGUUAGUGAUCUGAAGCAACGUUUGUUGGGUGAAGUCAAGGAGCUAUUGGUCUCUGGUAAAUUUUGGAUAACAGACAAAUUUCUCAACUUCUUGUUGGGUAAUGAAGAUGAGAUUAGAAAAUUCAAACAGUCGUUACCAGUGGAUGAUAUUUUUUGUAAAAUGAUCUCACAGAUUCGGUUGAAGAAUCCGUACCAAAAUUUCGAUGGUUCUUGGGAGACAUACCUUGAUACUCAUCCUGUUUGGUUGGAUGAUUUUCUAGAGUGGCAUUCUAAUAAUGAAAGGGUGAUUACAUUUUUAAACUGGUAUUUUAACAAUAAUGCCGAAGAGAUUCGAAAAAUUAAAGAACGGCACUCUGAUAGGUUGACGGUGUUCGAUAAAUUAAUAUCCAUGUCUUCGCGGUGAUAGAAAAUACUAAUAGUAUUGUUUCUUGGAACUUUUUCGUGUUCAAAUUAUCGAGAUAGAAAGUAAUUAUGUGUGAUCUUUUAUGAAAGACUGAAGUAUUUUUUUUUCAAUUGUUAUUAUUGGUAUUCAGUACUAUGUACUUAUUAUUUAUUAUGGUUUUUGUAAAGUUGUAAUAAUGAUUUUACUAAGUACCUACCUAUUUUAUUUUAUUAUUCUUGAGGUACCUACCUAAUAAACCCAUUGAGUUAUUGACUGCUA